Molecule: messenger RNA, 280 nt
Organism: Funneliformis caledonium
Lineage: Eukaryota; Fungi; Glomeromycota; Glomeromycetes; Glomerales; Glomeraceae
Source: the annotation of a GenBank genome assembly
GGCGAAAGAGAAUUCUAAUCAACGUGAAAUUUGUCGUGCAUGUGAUAGAAAGAAUAAACGUGCAAAAAGAGCUGUUGAAACUGCAGAACAGCGUGAAUUACGAUUGAGAAAAAACCGUAAACGAUAUCAUAGAAAAAAAGAAACCUAUGUCUUAAGGAAUGUUGAUGAGCGACUCAAUAGACAAAACGAUGAAACUCUGUUUCAAGAUACUGAUGAUAGACAACAGGAUGAAACUUGGAUCCAAGAUCCUGAUGAAUGCUAUCUUUCUGAAUCAGACUGA